AUGCCAAACAACUUCUUCAAUAAUUCCAUGCAUUCGCGUACUUCUUCCCGCUCUGCAGCGCAGACGACAACGAUGAGCACACGCUUGCGACAAUGUCCCUGUACGGCUACUCCCGUCGUGCCACACUCUCUCUCACCCGAUAGGCCCACACCGUGUGCAUUUGCAUUCCUCUGUGCCAGGCAUGGAAUCGCAUUAAACAGAAGCAUUGACCCACCACUCACGCCGCCUGCACCGAGUCUGUCCGUGACUUCCACAUUACCUUCUCUCUUCACGUCAGGACGUCCCAGAGAUACACCCUCGCGAUCAAUGACUCAGCACACCGUACCUUCCAUUGCUUGCUGUAGCAAGAGCAUGCAGCACGCACGCACAGAUACAGAUUCGCCUGUAGCUCAAAUCAGUUUGCUCGACGCUCCGGAUCUCAACCCAGUGCACCACCCGCCCUUCCUGCACAGUGUCAUAGCGAAGACUGGUUUGAUAAAUAUCCAAAGUAUGAUUCUCUACAACUAG
Messenger RNA from Fomitiporia mediterranea MF3/22, 507 nucleotides. RefSeq lists its product as uncharacterized. Bases 1 to 507 code for a protein of 168 amino acids. The transcript has 3 exons. Lineage: Eukaryota; Fungi; Basidiomycota; Agaricomycetes; Hymenochaetales; Hymenochaetaceae. The record is from RefSeq and is a predicted model, not a curated record.